Maudiozyma barnettii is the source of this 4149-nucleotide messenger RNA. It is a transcript of the gene LYS2, whose product is annotated as L-aminoadipate-semialdehyde dehydrogenase. The transcript has a single exon. NCBI's taxonomy places the organism in Eukaryota, Fungi, Ascomycota, Saccharomycetes, Saccharomycetales, Saccharomycetaceae. The record is from RefSeq and is a predicted model, not a curated record. The coding region runs from base 1 to 4149 and encodes 1382 amino acids. Gene Ontology annotation, biological process: L-lysine biosynthetic process. Gene Ontology annotation, molecular function: phosphopantetheine binding; L-aminoadipate-semialdehyde dehydrogenase [NAD(P)+] activity.
AUGUCAUUACUUGACCAAAUAUUGGAUAAUCCAACUCUAACUGUCCUUCCAAAUGACCAUUUACGUCCACAGCAAGAACCUUUUUCUAAGGAUUCUGAAUUUACAUUAAAUUUACCACAAUUAGCUACAGUGGAUCAAAGCACUGAUCCAUACAUCUUAGCUGUUUCUGCUUGGGCUUCUUUGAUCUAUAGACUAAGUGGUGAUGACGAUAUUGUGCUUUACGUUUCUGGUAAUAAAGUUCUGAGAUUCACAAUUCAACCUACCUGGACAUUUCAACAAGUCUAUAGCGAAAUCUUUAAAAUUUUACAAAAUUUAGAAUCAUUAAGUGAUGUUAAUUAUGACACACUCUCUGAAACUUUACAAAAUCAAAACGAUUUAGAGAAACCACCAAGAUUUUUUUGUCUUGGUUUCUUAAAUGAUAACACUAGGGAUAUCUCAUUGAAUCAUUUUAAGCAUCAUCCAUUCGAUAUUUUAUUGAAUUUACAAUUAAACAGUCAUACUCUUACAUUUAAAUACAAUGGUCUACUAUUCGAUGAAUCAAGAGUACAAAUCAUUGCGGAUCAAUACACACAAUUAUUAUCUACAUCUUUAUCUAAUCAAGAUGAAAUCAUUACUACUGUUUCCUUGAUAACUACUAAAUCUAAAGAUAUUUUACCAAAUCCAACUAGUAAUUUAGACUGGCCUGGGUUUGUAGGUUGUAUUCAUGAUAUCUUCCAAGAUAAUGCAGACAAAUUCCCAGAAAGAACUUGUGUUGUAGAGACUGGAGAAAUUGAUGAUCCAAACCCCGAAAAGAGACGUGAAUUUACAUACCAAGAUAUCAACCGUGCUUCUAAUGUUAUCGCCCACUAUUUAAUCAAUACUGGGAUUAAAGUAGGUGAUGUAGUCAUGAUUUAUUCUUCUAGAGGUGUUGAUUUAAUGGUCUCUGUGAUGGGUGUCUUAAAGGCUGGUGCAACAUUCUCCGUCAUCGACCCUGCUUAUCCACCAGCUAGACAAACUAUUUACCUAGGUGUCGCUAAACCAAAGGGUCUAGUAGUUCUAAGAUCGGCCGGCCAACUAGAUCAACUAGUUGAAGACUACAUCAAUAAAGAGCUCGACGUUAUCACAAGAAUCCCAUCAGUAGCCAUUCAGAAUGAUGGUUCUAUACAAGGUUCACUAGGUGUCUCUACUGAUGUCUUACAACCUUACCAACACUUACAAGAUAUUCGUUCCGGUGUCAUUGUUGGUCCAGAUUCUAACCCAACUUUGUCAUUCACUUCAGGUUCCGAAGGUAUUCCAAAGGGUGUUUUGGGUAGACAUUUCUCACUUGCAUACUAUUUCAGUUGGAUGGCUCAAAGAUUUAACCUAUCCGAAAAUGAUAAAUUUACAAUGUUAAGUGGUAUUGCCCACGAUCCAAUUCAAAGAGAUAUGUUUACUCCAUUAUUCCUUGGUGCUCAACUUUAUGUUCCAACUGAAAAUGAUAUUGGUAUCCCAGGUAAAUUGGCACAAUGGAUGGGUGAAACUGGCUGUACUGUUACUCAUUUAACUCCUGCCAUGGGUCAAUUACUAACGGCUCAAGCUACUACUGAAAUUCCAAAAUUACACCACGCCUUCUUUGUUGGUGAUAUUUUGACUAAACGUGAUUGUUUGAGAUUGCAAACUUUAGCAGAAAACGUUAGAAUUGUUAAUAUGUAUGGUACUACCGAAACUCAACGUGCUGUCUCUUAUUUUGAAGUUCCAUCUAGAGUCGAUAACCCAACUUUCCUACGAACUACAAAGGAUGUUAUGCCAGCUGGUAAAGGUAUGAAGAACGUUCAAUUAUUAGUGGUUAACAGAAAUGAUAGAACUCAAAUUUGUGGUGUUGGUGAAGUCGGUGAAAUUUACGUUCGUGCUGGUGGUCUGGCUGAAGGUUACAGAGGGUUACCGGAUUUAAACAAAGAAAAAUUCAUAAAUAACUGGUACGUUGAAGAAGGUCAUUGGAAUAAACUAGACAUCGAUAACGGUGAACCAUGGAGAAAAUAUUGGUUUGGUCCAAGAGAUAGAAUGUACAGGACAGGUGACUUGGGACGUUAUUUGCCAAAUGGUAACUGUGAAUGUUGUGGUCGUGCCGAUGAUCAAGUUAAGAUUAGAGGUUUCAGAAUCGAACUUGGUGAGAUUGAUACACAUAUUUCUCAACAUCCAUUGGUUAGACAAAACAUUACCUUGGUACGUAAGAAUCAAAAUAGCGAACCUACGUUGGUCACAUGGAUGGUUCCAAGAUUCGAUAUGCCAGAACAAUUGUCUCCAUUCCAAGUUACAAUUCCAGAAGACAUCAAAGAAGAUCAAACCGUAAGUGGUUUAAUUGGUUACCAUUUAUUGGCUAAGGAUAUUAAGAAAUUCUUAAAAAAGAGAUUGGCUAGUUAUUCAAUUCCAUCCAUGAUCAUUGUCUGGAACAAAUUGCCACUGAAUCCAAAUGGUAAGAUCGAUAAGCCAAAAUUGCAAUAUCCAACUCCAAAACAAUUGAACUUGGUUGCUUCUCACAGUUCAACUGAUCUAGAUGAAAACGACUUCACAGAAGAAGAACGUGAAGUAUUGAACGUUUGGUUAGAAGUUCUUCCAAAUAAACCAGCUUCUGUUGCUGUUGAUGAUUCAUUCUUUGACCUUGGUGGACAUUCCAUCCUUGCUACAAAGAUGAUUUUUACGUUAAAGAACAAAUUGAACAUAGAUCUUCCAUUAGGUACUAUUUUCAAAUAUCCUACUUUACAAGCUUUUGCUGCUCAAAUUGCUAACAUUAAAUCGUCAGGCUCUUCUGAUUCUGCUCCUACUGUUGCCACUGUUGAUUAUGCAAACGAUGCUAAGAAGUUGGUAAACACAUUACCUGUCUCAUAUCCAUCUCGUGAACCAUUCAAUAUCAAAGAGAGUCAAACUAUUAAUGUAUUUGUUACUGGUACUACCGGUUUCUUGGGUUCCUAUAUUGUCUCCAAUCUAUUGAACCGUUCAAAUUCCACAACCAACUUCAAGGUAUUUGCUCAUGUACGUGCUAAAGAUGAAACUGUAGGUUUAGAGAGAAUUAAGAAAGCCGGUAUCACAUAUGGUAAUUGGAAAGAUUCAUUUGCUCCUUGUAUCCAACCAGUUUUAGGUGAUUUAUCAAAGGUUAACUUUGGCUUAUCUAAUGAGACAUGGGGUACUUUAACCAAUACUAUCGAUGUGAUUAUUCACAACGGUGCUUUGGUUCAUUGGGUCUAUCCGUAUGCCAAAUUGAGAGACGCCAACGUUAUUGGUACCAUUAAUGUAAUGAAUAUGGCUGCUUCAGGUAAGCCUAAAUUUUUUGACUUUGUAUCAUCUACCUCUGUAUUGGACACUGACUAUUUCUUCAAUUUGUCUGAUAAAUUAGUAUCCGAAGGCAAAACAGGUAUUUUAGAAUCCGAUGACCUUCAUGGAUCAGCAACAGGUUUAUCUGGUGGUUAUGGUCAGUCAAAAUGGGCUGCAGAAUAUAUCAUCAGACAAGCUGGUCAAAGGGGUCUACGUGGUUGUAUUGUUAGACCAGGUUAUGUUACUGGUUGUUCCGAGAAUGGUUCUUCAAACACAGAUGAUUUCUUAUUAAGAUGUCUAAAGAGUGCCGUACAAUUAGGUAAGAUUCCAGAUAUUUCUAACACUGUUAAUAUGGUCCCAGUUGACCACGUUGCUCAAGUUGUUGUUUCUACUUCUCUAAACCCUCCAAAGAAUACCGAAGUUGCUGUUGCUCAAGUUACUGGUCAUCCACGUAUUUUGCUCAAGGAUUACCUAUAUACUCUUCACAAAUAUGGUUACUCUGUUGCAAUUGAAAGCUACACAAACUGGAAGAAAUCUUUAGAGAUUGCUGUUAUCGAUAAGAAUGAGGAUAAUGCCCUAUAUCCAUUAUUACAUAUGGUUCUAGACGAUUUACCAGGUAACACAAGAGCUCCUGAAUUGGAUGAUGCUAAUGCAGUUGCUUCUUUGAAGGAAGAUUCUAAAUGGACCGGUGUUGACAAAUCUGCUGGAAUGGGUGCUACUCCUGAACAAGUUGGUAUUUAUAUUGCCUUCUUAAAUAAGGUUGGUUUCUUACCAUCUGCAAGCUCUUCAAUUUCUACUGCAUUACCAGAUAUCAAACUUUCUACUGAACAAAUUGAAUUAGUAUCUUCUGGUGCUGGUGCACGUUCAAGUUCUGCCAAAUAG